AUGGUACGCAGCAUCAUCUGGAUAGUGGACAUGACACACCGGUUCCGUAGAGACCUGACCAAGAGUGACGCAGAGGCCAAGAUGUCCAAACAGAAGUUACAGCAGAGGAUGAAAGAACAGUACGUGGAUAUUAGUUCCAAAAAGCAAUGGGUGGAAUGCCGUCCUGGGCAGAGACAAAAGUCAAGAAAGAGAAUAAGAAAAAAAGAUGACUCUGAUGAUGAGGAUGGAGAUGACCUGAUGAGGAAGACGGGCAACUUUGUGGGCUCAUCCGACAGUCUUCCCAAAGGAAUCAUACGGAUGAAGAAGUGCCUACACGCCAACAACGACCGGCCAUCUGAGGACCGGCUGACCACGGCGCAGUUCCACCCCUCCGCCCAGGUUGUCAUGACGGCAGGGCUCGACCAGUCCAUCUCUCUGUUCCAGGUUGAUGGAAAGACCAACCCUAAGAUUCAGACUAUUCACCUGGAGAAGUUCCCGGUGCACAAGGCCCAGUUCAGUGUGGACGGGGAGCAGGUGGUGGCCACCAGUUUCAGGAACAAGCUGUUUUACAUCUACGACAUGAUGGAGGGCAAGGUCAUCCCAGUCCACACUGUCAGAGACCUGAGGGAACAGAGAGUGAAAGAGUUUGAAGUCUCCCCUGAUGGAGAAUCCCUCCUUCUCACUGGCACCUCCGGAUACCUCCACGUGUUAACAAUGAAGACAAAGGAGGUAGUGAACAGCAUGAAGAUCAACGGAAACAUCGCAGGAGUGGCUUUCUCCCACGACGGCAGCAAAGUCUUCACCAAUUGUGAGGAGGGUGAGGUGUACAUAUGGGACAUGAGGAGCAGUAAAUGCCUGAACAGGUUCACAGAUGAUGGCUGUGUGAGUGGGACCUCCAUAGCUGCAUCCAAGAACGGACAGUAUCUUGCCUGCGGGUCAGCGGCAGGUGUGGUGAACGUGUACUCCCAGGAGGAGUGUAUGCGGCAGAACAACCCCAAGCCUCUGAAGACCAUCAUAAACCUGGUGACCUCCGCCACAUCUCUCUGCUUCAACCCCACCUCCGAGAUCCUGGCCAUCGCCUCCAGGGCUGACGACGAGGCUGCCCGAUUGGUUCAUAUCCCCAGCUUCACAGUGUUCUCCAACUUCCCCAUGUUCCAGAGAAAAACUAUGUACAGGGCCCACCGUCUGGACUUCUCCCCAAACAGCGGCUUCUUCUCCCUGGCCAACAACAAGGGCCAUGCCCCUCUCUUCAGGUUGUUGCAUUACAAAAACUUUUGAUGAAGAGCAUCCCAAGCUGGCUCGUAAUCAACAUCAAGACACCAAGCUCCCUCAAUAAAACUACCAUUGUCUUCAAGAAGACAUUUUACAAUGAAAAGGACUUGAAUUGAGAAAUCGGUUAUGCUUAUUACAUCUGAAAGUGUCACAGCAAGAUGCCAUGUCUUCGUUAUCCAUUUUUUUUCCCUUUCAAAUUUGAGUAAUUACAUUUUUUUUUUUAAGUGUUCUGUUUUCAAAAUGCACAUCUUGUAUAUUUCUUUCUGUAUACUUUAAGGUUUUACAAAUGUUUGUAUAGUGGAUAAAAUACAACUUAAUUUCCUUGAUACUUGGCUAUUAUAUUUUCUUCUGUUUCUAUAUAUCUUGGAGAACAAUAACAUUAUAGAUUGACUAUAAUGCUUAAACUAGUAUAGAAAAGCUGUCAAACUUGUAUGCACUUUAGCCCCAUUAGUCUAUUCUCUGUUGACCUGAGAAUCUGUUUGCUAAUAGCCACAACAAUGGAUUAGAACUAUUCACUGAAUUCCAGCUUGACCAAAGCUGACAUUUUAUGAGGAAGGCGCUCCUCUAAAUCUGAUAGUGUUUAUUCCACAUUUUGUUGUUACAGCCUUAAUUCUAAAUGGAUGUUUUCUUUUUUUUCUAACCAAUCUACACACAAUACCCCAUAAUGCCAAAGUGAAAACAUGUUUAUGAAAUUUUUGCAAAUGUAUUGAAAAUUAAAUGCAGCAAUAUCUCAUUUACAUAAGUAUUCACACCCCUUUGCUAUGACACUCCCAAUUGCACUCAGCUGCAGCUAAUUUCCUUUGAUCAUCCUUCAGCCAUGCUACAACUUGAUUAGAGUCCACCUGUGUUCAAUUCAAUUGUUUGGACAUGAUUGAGAAAGGAAAAACACCUGUCUACAUAAUGUCCCACAGUUGACAGUGCAUGUCAGAGCAGAAACUAUACCAUGACGUCUGAGGAACUGUCUGUAGAUCUCUGAGAGAAUUGUGACAAGGCAUAUCUGGGGAAGGGUAUAAAAAAUGUCUAGAGUGUUGAAAGUUUCCAAGAGCACAGUGGUCUCCAUCACUCGUAAAUUGCUAAAAUAUGGAACAACCCAGACUCUGCCUAGAGCUGGACCUCUGACCAAACUGAUGAAAAAAGUCAAGGGGUAUGAAUACUUUCUGAAGGAACAGCCUAUCUGACCCAGUUUAUCAGCAGACCAAGGCCAGAAAGGCACAUCAGAAAGUGAAGCUAAUAUAAACCCUUACUUUGCAUUCAUGCUUACAUUAUGGCUCAAAGAACAGUUUGCUUGAUGGUGCUAUUCGCACUGAAAUUGACAGCUUUUUUUUUUUACUCCACCAAAGGAACCUACCUCCCUGCUAAGCCACAGCUUUGAGAGAAACACCUACACAUACACCUACAGACCUCAAAUGAAUGACAGUCACAGCACCAUGUGUUACAUACUUUAGAUCCUCCUUUAGGACGUCAGUCAGGAUAGGCAGCAUUCCAACACCUACAUUUCUCAUUAGUAAAAGCACUGUGUCCUC
Messenger RNA from Salvelinus fontinalis (brook trout), 2774 nucleotides. Its product is annotated as U3 small nucleolar RNA-associated protein 18 homolog. Gene Ontology annotation, molecular function: protein binding. The transcript has 12 exons. Bases 1 to 1257 code for a protein of 418 amino acids. NCBI's taxonomy places the organism in Eukaryota, Metazoa, Chordata, Actinopteri, Salmoniformes, Salmonidae. The record is from RefSeq and is a predicted model, not a curated record. Gene Ontology annotation, biological process: rRNA processing. Gene Ontology annotation, cellular component: small-subunit processome; Pwp2p-containing subcomplex of 90S preribosome.